AUGGAAACGUGGGUCAUUCCCGCGCUGGCACUUGGUAUUGUGGUGCGUCUACUCUCCUCGCUAUAUUUGAUCUGUCGACAUGCACACAAAGCUCGCAGUCUUGACUGCCAGGAGGCCCCGUUAUACUCUGGCGGAGACCCUUUCGGCAUUUCCACCCUGUUCGAGGCACUACACGCCGAUCGAGACAAGGUGCUUCCCGAGCUAGCGCAGAAGCGGUUCGAUCUCCUUUCUACUCAGCACAGUAGACUUGUUUCCACCUUUCGUGUGCGCCAGGCUGGCCGGCAGAACUACUUCACGGCGGAUCCAAAAAAUAUCCAGGCCAUGUUGGCGACGCAGUUCCAUGAGUUUGGCUUAGGUGACAUGCGUCGCAAAGUAGCCGACCCUGUGGUGGGUCGUGGUAUCUUCACAUCCGAUGGCCAGGCAUGGUCCCACUCUAGAGCCUUACUACGACCUCAAUUUACGCGGAUGCAGAUCAGUAACCUUGAUAUGGAGGAACGUCAUGUGCAGAAUGCAUUUCGAGCCAUUCCCGUCCAGUCCGAUGGAUGGACAUCCGAGGUCGAUAUACAAACCAUCUUCUUCCGUCUCACCCUCGACUCGGCUACGGAAUUUCUCUUUGGCAAAAGCUGCGAGAGCCAGAUCACCGCCUUAACACAGGGCGCCGACAAGGAGCCGGAUCGGUUUCUAAACGGCUUCGACCGGUGUACAUGGUACCUAGCCGCAAGACUCCGAUUUGAAAGGCUAUACUGGGUAGUGAACAACCAGGACUUCCGGGACAGCAUCGGCGUGGUCCAUGAGUUCGUCGAUCAUUAUGUCCACGAAGCCCUGAAGCGAGCGCAACAAACAGAGAAACCCAGUGAUUUAGAAAGCCCAUCACAAUAUGUCUUUCUAGACGCGCUCACCUCCACCACGAAGGACCCCAUUGAGCUACGCGAUGAGUCACUGAACGUCCUUCUGGCAGGGCGGGAUACAUCAGCUUCUCUUCUGAGCUGGACUGUCCUGCUUCUCGCCCGUCACCCAGGCAUGUUCAACAAGCUCCGAGAGGACAUCAUCGAGCAAUUCGGUACCUACAGUAAUCCAUACGAGAUUACAUUUGCAUCGCUAAAGUCCUGCCAAUACCUCCAGCACUUCAUCAACGAGACCCUACGUUUGUAUCCAGUAGUGCCCUUCAACCGCCGAUGUGCGCUUAGGGAUACAACGAUUCCCAGAGGCGGCGGCAAGGAUGGCAACUCCCCCAUCUACCUGAAAAAGGGUCAGCCGGUUCUGUUCAGUAGCUAUGUCCUGCAACGCCGGAAGGACAUCUGGGGAGAAGAUGCCGAAGAGUUCAAGCCUGAGCGGUGGUCCGGCCGAAAGGUGACCUGGGAAUACAUCCCAUUCAGUGGUGGACCGAGGACCUGUAUCGGUCAACAAUUUGCACUUAUAAAAGUCAGCUACGUAUUGGUCCGUCUAUUGCAGCGAUUUGAUUCUAUCCAAGAUGUAAAUGCUAACCGGCAAAUUCGGUAUGGUGUUACUCUAACAAGCUGUCCGGCUGAUCCGGUUACUGUGAGGAUGCACGAGGCUGAGCUUUAG
Molecule: messenger RNA, 1566 nt
Organism: Aspergillus alliaceus
Lineage: Eukaryota; Fungi; Ascomycota; Eurotiomycetes; Eurotiales; Aspergillaceae
Product: cytochrome P450
Exons: 2
Coding region: 1-1566 (521 amino acids)
Molecular function (GO): iron ion binding; heme binding; oxidoreductase activity, acting on paired donors, with incorporation or reduction of molecular oxygen, reduced flavin or flavoprotein as one donor, and incorporation of one atom of oxygen
Source: RefSeq, a predicted model, not a curated record